CACAAACUUGUUGCUUUUUAGUUGGAUCCAAUUAUUAUCCAGUAUAAUCAAGUGUGAAUCUGAAUUUGUCACUGUGUCAAAUAAAAAAAACAGGCUAUGUGUGACCAAGUCGCAACAACAGUAAGCACAGAGUACAAAAUGGAAUCACCAUAUCUUGAGGCGAUCCAAAAAAUACCAGGUAAAACACCUGGUGAAAAACAUCAAGCACUGAAUUGCAUUGCCAAGAAGUUCAUUGAUAAUGCAAUGGAAACUGAUGAUGAUGGUGUGAAAAAUGUUGAUGUCAAGAGUUCAGCUGAACUUCCAGAGUGUCUUGUGCCAAUUGUUCAACUUGAAGUGGCUAAAAUUCUUCAUCAACCUGAUGGUAUUGUGGCUGCACUUAAAUCUGAUGAUGCCUUUAUCAAUGAUCGUGCACUCAAAGUCAAGUGGUUUUUUGAUGGCAGCAAUGAGGACAUCACUAACAGCCAAUAUUUUAAUAAACACAUUUUUCCACAUGUCUCAUUGACUGUUCGCAUGAGAAUUAUUAAAAACUUGGCAAAAUAUUUGAUGUUGUCAAAUAAACAAAGUAUUGCUGAAAAUUUUUACAUUGAAUUGAAAGAACAAUAUGGUGAAGAAUUAGUGAGACCACUUUGUUUUGCCUGUGGAGAAGACUUUAUUCGUAUUACUACCAAUAAAUGGAUAAAACCAAUCACUGUUAGUGAGCUUGAAAUUAUCUAUCCACGUUUUCCUAAUUUUGUUUUUUCAUUAUUAAGAAUGUAUUCAGUUCUAUACAGUAAAUUUUUACCCAAUUUACUGAUACAUCAUGCUGAAAUUUUUGCUGAUAUUGUCAAAAAAUCCAAUUCAUGUAUCAAAUUAAGUCGCAAAAAAUGUCAAUUAUUUUUGAAAAAUGCACGCAAUGCUUUCUUGGAUGAUCCAAAAUAUUUUAUGCCUGUAUUGCCUUUGAAAUUGAUUACAACAAUGCUUAAUAAGUUGGAAUUUCAUCAAUUUUAUAAAAAAAUGUUUCCACAAAAUCAAAAAGAAUUUUGUUUUACAACACUUUACGAAUACUUGAAAUAUUAUCCAAAAAAAGAAGAAAAAAUAAAUCUUAUUAUGUCUACAUUUGAGGAUGUUUAUGGAAUAAGUUUGUUGGAUUGUGCUGAUUUGAUAUCAUUUCAACUUUUACUAGAAAACCAGCCUGAUGUUUUUGUUGAUAUUGUUAAAGAAUUCAAUUUAGACAUCAAGCCAAGUGACAAAAAAAGUGCAUCAUUUUUAAAAAAUGUACGGAUAUAUUUGUUGAACGAGCCAGAAAUAUUUAUUCCUUUGCUGCCUUUGGCAUCAAUUACAAAGAAACUGAAUAAAUUGGAAUUUAACCAAUUUUAUAAACACCUUUUUCCAGAACAUUAUAAGGAAUUUUGCUUUACAACAUAUUAUCAACUUCUAGAAUACUAUCCAAAAGAAGAGAAAUUAAAUUUUUUGAUAUCAACAUUUAAAGACCUUUAUGGAAUGAGUCCGUUGGACUGUGUUGAUUUGAUAUCGUUCUCAUUGUUAUUAAAAAACCAUGCUAAUGUUUUCGUUGAUAUUGUCAAAAUGUUUAACUUAAACAACAAUAUAAGUAACAAAAAAUUUGAAUCAUUCUUAAAAAAUGUACUGGAUCCAUUUUCAAGACGAAAUAAGAUCCGUAUGCCUUUACAGUCUUUAAAGUCAAUUACAAGAAUGCUUAAUAAAUUGGAAUUUUAUCAAUUUUAUAAACAUCUUUUUCCUCAAAGUCAUAGAGAACUUUAUUUGGAAACAAUUUACGGAUAUUUAGAGUACUAUCCAAAGGAAGAAAAAUUCAAUCUUUUGAUGUCUACAUUUGAGGAUGUUUAUAAAUUAAAUUUUUUCGAGUGGAUCGGUUCAAUGACACUUCAACGCUUACUAGAAAUUCAUGAUAUUUUUGUUGAUAUUGUCAAAGAACUCACUUCAAACACCAAGUUGAGUUACGAAAAAAGUAAAUCAUUUUUCAAACGUGUACGGGAUCAAUUGUUAAACACUCCAGUGCUUAUAAUAUCUUUAUUGCCAUUGGAAUCAAUUACAGAGAAACUGAAUAAAUUGGAAUUUCAUCAAUUUUAUAAACAAUGUUUUCCACAAAAUUAUCAAGAUUUUUCUUUUACAACAUUUCAUAAACUAUUGAAAUAUUAUCCUGAAGAAGAAAAAAUCAAUCUUUUAUUAUCAACAUUCGAGGAUGUUUAUGGGAUAAGUUUGUUGGACUAUGAUUAUUUGAUACCACGUAAUAUGAUAGAACUCUUAAACCUUGAACAGAGAAUAAAAAUUGCUAAAAAAUGA
Aphidius gifuensis is the source of this 2298-nucleotide messenger RNA. RefSeq lists its product as uncharacterized. The record is from RefSeq and is a predicted model, not a curated record. The transcript has 2 exons. The coding region runs from base 97 to 2298 and encodes 733 amino acids. Lineage: Eukaryota; Metazoa; Arthropoda; Insecta; Hymenoptera; Braconidae.